AGACAGCAUUUAUUGUCUCCAGUGUCCCUCCGUGCAGUGAGAGCUAACUAGACGAGUCAGAAGUCAAGCGUUUUGUGUGAGUAGAAGAGGAAACACACAGGAUAGAAAAUAUGAUGUAGAAGAACUGGUUUUUUCCCCCUACACACGAAGGAAGAUCUGAGAUGUUACUUUUACACACAUGAAAAAGAAUGAAGUUGGACCUCAACCUCAUACCACAUCCAAAGAAUUAACUCAAAAUGAAUCAAAGACAUAAAUGUAAAAACUAAAACUACAAAUACUUAGAAGAAUCCGUAGGUAUAAAUCUUUGUGACCUUGGAUUUAGCAAUGAUCUCUCAGUUAUGACACCCAAAGUACAAGUAACCAAAGAAAAAAUACGUAAGUUGCACUUCACCAACGUUAACAGUGUCUGUGCCACGAGGCACACCAUCAAGACAGUAAAAAGAUCACACACUGAAUUGGAAUUUCCAAAUUGUAUAUCUGGUACUGGCCUUACAUCUAGAAUACAUAAAGGACAUUUAUGACUCAAUGAGAAAAAGCAAAUAACCCAGAUUUUAAAAUGACAAAGGAUCUGAACAGACGUUUCUCCAAAGAAGGUUCCUAGAUGGCCAAUAUUCAGGUAAAAAAAAAGAUGUUCAGUAUCACCAGUCAUCAGGGAAAGGCAAAUCCAAAGCGCAAUGAGGCAUUCCUUCUCACCGACUGGGACGACUAGCAUUAUGAAGAUGAACCAUAAGAAGUGUUGGCAAAGGUAUAGAGAAAUCGGGACUGUCAUUCACUGCUGAUGAGAGCACGAAAUGGUGUAUCCACUUUGGAAGACGGUCUGGCGGUUCCUCAAAAGGUUAAUUAAACAUAGAGUCAUCAUAGGACCCAGCAAUUCCACCCCUAGGUCCAUACCCAAAAGAAAAGAAAAUGUAAGUCCACACAAAAAUGGGUACACACGUGUUCAGAGCAGCAUUCUUCUUAAUAGACACAAAGUUGAAAUAACCUAGUUUCCAUCAAUUGAUGAAGGGAGAAAUAAAAUGGGGUGUGAUGGAAUAUUAUUCAUCCGUGAAAAAGAAACAUGAAAAUAUUACGCUAAAUGAAAGAAGCCAGUCAUGAAGAAUCACAUAGUCUAGGAUUCCAUGUGUCUAAAAUGUUCAGAAGAGGUCAAUCUAUUGAGACAGAAAGUAGAUUAGUGAAGCCUGCAGUGGGGUGGGAGGCAUUGCCUAGUGCUGUCUAAAAGGCACAAAGUUUCUUUGUGGGGAGAAUGAAAAACGUUCUAGAACUGUGUUAAUAAUCACAUGCCUUUGUAAAAAUGUGAAAAUUCACUGAAUUUUACACCUUAAGUGGAGGACUUGUACGGGAUGUGAAUUAAAUUUCAAUAAUCAAGCUGUUACCAAGAAAAAAUAUAUUACAAUCAUUCAACCCCAAUGGAUUCAUCCACUGUAUUCAUCAUUUUUCUGGUUGCAUUUCAUAUCCCCCUGCAGUUAGGCCCCAGUUUCCAAGUCUGAUUUCUUUUUCUUAGGUGGCCAAAAUUGACAUGCAUGCUUAAAAAUGUAUUGCUCACUGGAUUUAUUAGGUAUUUAAAGGUUUUUAGGAAAAUCAGAUGUAUUAAAUUUGGUAAUAUGUUUUGAAAUAUCUAAAGCAGUAGUUCCCAAACUUUGGGUGUGUGGGGUGGGGGUGGAGGAGGGGUUAAAAUUCCAAUCCCCAGGUAACACCGCAGGCACAGUAGCUGAAGUAAAAACAGGGCAUCAAUAAGUUUAAUGAUUUUCUAGGUGAUCUCAAUGUGUUGUAAAGUUUGUGAAAUCUAAUUAUUAAAUUGGGAAAGAUGUUUCACUAGGUUCUAACUUAUUAGACUUACGAUUUCAUUGUUUCUAAUGUGGGAAUAAAAUGGAAAUUUUACACAAAAACCGUAUUUUUAAGUUGAAUAAACAGGAUUGGCAAGAUGAACUUAAGAUAAAAAUGCUGAAAAUGUAUCGCUGAAUUUUAAAAUUCCUAUUUAAGUAUCGGAUAUCAGAAAUAAGGCUGUUUCGGUCGAAACACUGGUAAGCAUACUCUCCCCCAACAGCAACGUCCCCGAAGGCCUGGAAACCCCCGAGGGACAGCUGGGUCACAGUGUUUCACAAGCCGGUGCCCUGGGCCGCAGCAGAGUUCAAGUUCAGGAGCCGCGUUUCUUCUCAGCCGCGGCCCCGGAAAAGGAUCGCACCGGCCAGGAAGUUUUGUCUGGUAUCCCCGCAGCCCGGGCAGCGACUCCAGGGUGACUUGCUGGCCAUGCCCGCGUCGCCGCCGCUCGGAGGCGGGUGAAGCUCCGGGACGCGCGGAGCCGGGGAGACGCACGGUCGCCGCGCCGAGAUGGGCUCCGGAGCGCGGCGCGCGCUGCUCCUGCUGCUGCUGCUGCGGACCGUGGCGGAGCCCGGGCCGCCGCCGCGAUCCCACUCUCUGCGCUACCUCUUCAUGGGCGCCUCAGUGCCGGAUCUCGGGCUGCCCCUGUUUGAGGCCUUGGGCUACGUGGACGACCAGCUGUUCGUGUCCUACAGUCACGAGAGUCGCCGUGCAGAGCCCCGCGCCCAGUGGGUCCAGGGUGGGGCCACUAGCCAGCUGUGGCUGCAGCUGAGUCAGAGCCUGAAAGGCUGGGAUCACAUGUUCAUUGUGGACUUCUGGACUAUCAUGGACAAUCACAACCACAGCAAGGUAACGAAGCUCGGGGUGCUGUCCGAGUCCCACACCCUGCAAGUGAUCCUGGGCUGUGAGGUACAAGAGGACAACAGCACCAGGGGGUUCUGGAAGUAUGGGUACGACGGGCAGAACCAUCUGGAAUUCUGCCCCGAGACGCUGGACUGGAGAGCAGCAGAGCCUAAGGCCCAGGCCACCAAGCUGGAAUGGGAAGUGAACAAGAUUCGGGCCAAACAGAACAGGGCCUUCCUGGAGAGGGACUGCCCGGAGCAGCUGCAACGCUUGCUGGAGCUGGGGAGAGGGGUCUUGGACCGGCGAGAACAUCACCAUGAAGUGGCUGAAGGACGGGCAGCCACUGGAUGCCACGGACGUGGAGCCGAAGGAUGUGCUGCCCAACGGGGAUGGGACCUACCAGGGCUGGGCGGCGUUGGCCGUGGCCCCUGGGGAAGAACAGAGAUACACCUGCCAAGUGGAGCACCCUGGCCUGGAUCAGCCCCUCACUGCCGCCUGGGAGGCCCCGAUGUCUGGCACCCUGGUCAUUGGAGUCAUCAGUGGGAUCGCUGUUUGCAUCAUCCUCCUUUUUAUUGGAAUUCUGUUCAGAAUCUUAAGGAAAAGACAGGCUUCAAGAGAAGCCAUGGGGGACUAUGUCUUGGCCGAAUGUAAAUGAUGGACAGCCUGCGACGCCUUGUGGGGAGGAGAUGUGGAGACUCAAAGAGAGGGCACCGCUGUGGCCCUCUUGGUGUUCCAGAGCAGGACUGGACUGAAUGAAUGGGAACUGCACCAGGAAAUCUCUGCUUGCGUCCUGCCUUCUUCAUUUUUGGAAAGUUCCUCCCAUUUCAGUUUUUGAGUUCCCGCGUGCCAAAGAGCCCCAGCGCUGGCCGCGGGACAGAACAGGCUCCCUUGAACCACCAGCUGCCUCUAGAGCCUGCCUUCACUUCUGCAUCACUUCCAACUCCACGUGCCCAAGUCAUCUCAUCUCCUACCUCUGGAAUAGCGCUCCUGAAAUCUGGGGGGCACACGGUUCCUUUCAACAUCUGAGAAAAACAAUGAACUUUCUCCUUGGGACAUAACACUCUCAUGCCCUUACCAGAAUUUUGCACAUACAUUCAGGCAUUUCCUAGGCCCAUCCGAGUUUCCUUUUGGUCCCUUCUCUCUCUGUUGUCCAGUAAUUCACCUGUCACCGAGCCCUCUGGUCUCUUCCAUCAGAGGGUGAAGUGGGUCAGUGUAUAGCGGCAAAGGCCGUGCACUGCACAACCCAAGGAGGCACCUUUCCCAGAAGAGCCAUUGUGGAUGCCUCUGUUUAUUUAUGAUAGUUUUCCAGAAAGGGGGUGGAAAAUGUCUUGAAAGGGGUAUCUUUUUCUAUUUGGUAGCAAGUUGUCACAGAUUCACACAAACUCAUGAUUUACAUUAAUGCAUUCAUAGCGCCUCUCUGGUGUGCCAGGCUUGACGUAAUGCAGUCAUUUCCUACCCUGGUCUCUGCUAUUGAAAGGACAAUGAAAAUGAUCCUAAAAAUGAUAAUGGUAGUGAUAAGGGGGCUGACACUUACAUAUAUAUUU
Messenger RNA from Mustela lutreola (European mink), 4205 nucleotides. It is a transcript of the gene HFE, whose product is annotated as homeostatic iron regulator. Gene Ontology annotation, molecular function: transferrin receptor binding. The coding region runs from base 2329 to 3312 and encodes 327 amino acids. The transcript has 6 exons. NCBI's taxonomy places the organism in Eukaryota, Metazoa, Chordata, Mammalia, Carnivora, Mustelidae. Gene Ontology annotation, cellular component: external side of plasma membrane. The record is from RefSeq and is a predicted model, not a curated record. Gene Ontology annotation, biological process: antigen processing and presentation of endogenous peptide antigen via MHC class I via ER pathway, TAP-independent; response to iron ion starvation; regulation of iron ion transport.